AAUGGCGUAUCAGUAAAGUGUGUCACUUCUGGUCACGCCCUCCUCAAAAAGAAGUGUUGCACUAACAGGAAGUGUCUCUUCGGGUUUGAUUCGGAGGUGUUUAAAGCGGAAACUGUUGUCACUGGAUUACUGCCCCAGAUCCUGCCAUGGAUAUUACAGCUGUCUUUAUACUCGGCAGUCUUGGCUUUGCCAUAAUUGCUCAAGCACAAGAUUGCUCCAGACCUCUUGCAGGAGCCAACAUGGAUUUGAGGAAUGACUUCAUUACCCAGCAAACAUUUCCAGAUGGUGGCAAAGUUAUUUUUGUCUGUAAUCCCGGCUACACACCUGCUGGAGGAUCUACAUCUAUCACAUGCACUGCUGGCACAUGGAGUCCUGUGCGGCUGCAAUGCGAAAGGAAAUCUUGUGGCACUUUGGGUGAGGUGUCUAAUGGUCAAGUUGAUUAUGACGGAAAUGAGUUUGGUGAUACAGCUACGGUCACUUGUAACCGGGGUUACAUGCUGGUUGGGAAGUCGACUUUUAGAUGCGAAGUCAACGGAUGGGAUGGCAGGUUACCAACAUGUGACGCGGUGCAGUGUACCACACCAGCACCAGUGGCAAACGGCGCAUUUUAUCCAAACAAAGAUUUCUAUAAUUUCGGAGACGUUGCGAGGUACUCCUGCGAGAAAGGAUUUGUACUUAAUGGACCAAAAGACAUAGCCUGCUCUGAUGGUGGGGAAUUCUCCCCUUCUCCUCCAACCUGUGUCACGGUUGAAUGUCGAGAUCCUGUAAUUGAAAAUGCUGUCUUUGAAAGUGGUUCUCGGCCUCCACAUGGACACAAGGCUACAGUGACGUACAGCUGUAAACCCGGAUACAUAAUGCAUGGCCCGUCUACUGUGACAUGCGAUAUAACUAAUCAGUGGUUGCCAUCGUUACCAGAAUGUAAAAGGGCAACUCCACCUCCUGUCAAAACUACCACUCCCACUACCACCACAAUAAAACCUAGAGAUGAGAGUGACGCUACCUCUCCAACAUGGAUUAUUAUUCUAGUUGUUAUCUGCAUCAUUGGCUUUGGCUUUGGCCUUUUUAUAUUCUUCUUCCUAAAGAAACGCAGUCGGCGAACCCGUACUGUCAAAGAUCCUGCAAAAGAUGACGAGGAUGUAGCACUCUCGUAAGCGUCACUGUUCUGUUGGUCCAAAACUCCUUCAUGUGAAGAUGCUGCCUUGUGGAGAGGACUAUCCCCGGACCACUCUGUGAAUGAAGACGCUUCCAAAGAAAAAUGUUGAACUCCUCUCUAGAAAUCAGCUUCUGCAGAGAAGUCAGAAUGUAAUUUAGACAGCAUGACAUCUAUUCUCACUUGAUGUUUCAAGCGCCCGGUCACUUAUAAGACACAUGAAUCCAUUUGUUACCCGUUUUACUUUUUUGGACAUUAUUGUACUCUACGUUGAUUUGGAAUGUUUGCACUAGAGCACAGCUCAAGCUGGCCUUCACACACAGCUACAGAGAUUUUCUUAAUCUAGUAAAAGGAUAAUUUUUAUAUUAAUCCCACAUUUUGUGAAACGUUUCUGUUUGUGCAGAAAUAUUUGAUCUAAUUAAAAAAAAAACCUUCCCAUUUUCUGUAACUGUAAAGAUAAUGGGAGCUUUUGUAGCUGUAGAAAUGACUCCUGGUGGUUUAAACCUCUCAGUCUUAAAGCUCAUUAUUUAUACAGAUCAGAAAUUAGUGCCUAGCAAAGUUACAUCCUAUGUGCCUGUAUGCAAAAAAAAAAAUCAAAUGCUUGUCUUUGUAUGUAUGUGUGUUUGAGUUGCAAUAAACAAUUUGCCAGUUUAAAUCAUGUUAUCAGUAUCAACCAUUUGACUUUUUUUAGGUUCUUUGUUUUGCUUGAUAUUAACAAGACCACUUUUUCCCCAUCUGUAAUAUUCAGUUUUCAUUUUACAUUGCACCAAUGCUAAUACUUUUUUAGUAGCAGAACUUUAAAAUUUGCUGUGGUUGCAUACGUUUUUAUUGAAGGCUAUCUCAGAUAGGCUUGCACUUAUUUAAGUUGAUGACUUCAAAUCAAUGUGAUUUCAUAUUGUUUGGAGGCAGUUGUCUAAUUGUGUAUUUUUUGUAAUUAAAAUAAAGGCUGAAAACAGAA
Poecilia reticulata (guppy) is the source of this 2108-nucleotide messenger RNA. RefSeq names its product membrane cofactor protein-like. The record is from RefSeq and is a predicted model, not a curated record. NCBI's taxonomy places the organism in Eukaryota, Metazoa, Chordata, Actinopteri, Cyprinodontiformes, Poeciliidae.